This is a messenger RNA of Rotaria sp. Silwood1, 1593 nucleotides long. The record is from the annotation of a GenBank genome assembly. NCBI's taxonomy places the organism in Eukaryota, Metazoa, Rotifera, Eurotatoria, Philodinida, Philodinidae.
CCCCACGAUAAGGCAGGCAGCGUUUCUCUACUAUUGUAAGGAUAAAACAUGGUGUUGUUCGGGCCAACCCAGGGUUAUGUAGGAUCCUCUCUUGUAUGGCCCGGACAAUAGUAGGUUUUAUCCUUACAAUUGGACUGUAUCAAAACGGGGUAUCAGUCAAAUUUGUAACCCCCUAUUAUUCAUUUCGAAAUAAAAGAAGAGUGAGUCUUUUUGGAAUAAUUUUUCAUAGGAAAUAGAUAGAGAUCUGUAGUUUUCAUUGUUUAAAAGAGGCAAUGAAACUUCAUCGAAGUAUCCAUAUCAGAAUUUUUUUAGUAAUUUCUAUCAGUAUCUCCUGAUAAGUUUUCUGGAACCAAAACGUUGUGUAAUGUCAAAAAAACUUUAAAAUUUAAGUCCUGAGCAGUGCACCUGAUUCAGUAACUAAAGCUCAAUAAUCUAUGUAAAUCCCAUGUUAAAAUGUUUAGCCAAUCACGAGUUAAUGACAUUUUACUAACUUUUUUUCGGCAGAUUUUUUCAAACGAAAUUGACUUUUUUCUAAUUUUUUUGACAAAAAGCUCGUAUUCUAACUCUACAAAGAAGCCCCGAUCUCUUAAAAACCUUGAUAAGAGACCCUGAUAAAACUUACCAAAAAACUUGAUAUUAUUAAUUCUAUGCAAUUUCAUUGCCCCUUUUAAAAGAUCAAAAUCGCGAAUCUCCAUGAAGUUCCUAUGACAAACUAUUUCAAAACUAUUCUCCUUUCUCUUAUUUUGAAAUGGAUAAUAGUUACCGUUUCUAGAUCUCAGCGCUUUCAUUUUGAGAAAUUUGCUUGAACUCCUAGAUUUUCAAAAGCCUAAAGAUAGCACAUUAAAAACCCAUCAAGUCAAAGUCCCAAAAUUCGAAAUGUGACGUCGACAUUGAUGUCAAAGCUUGUAGCUGAGGUGUUUAUCCUUAUCAAUUUCUUUCAUAGACUUCAACAUUCGUGAACAAGCAUAUGCAAAUUAGUCAAAAAAACCCAAGACCUUUCUUUAGUAUGCCAUGCUCGUUCAUUGAUUCUCUACAUUGGUGCUCAUCUGAUAUCUUGUGUGUUGAAAUUUUUAAUUCUUUUUGACUAAUUGAUAAAUGAAAACCAUUGUGAUAGAAUUCGAACAUCUAAACAAUAUGAUGCAUUAUUUUGUUGCGUUUCUACUCGAACUUAUAUAAACUAGCACGUGACAUUUCAAUUAUAGUUUUCAAUGUAAGGCCGGGAAUGGAGAAUAUAAUUAGUUCUUACUUGUUUAUGGUCACAGACAGUACUAUAUCUGUUAGUCAAGCUGUUAUUAAUCAUAUUCUUUUAACUGUUACAAAGUAACUUUGGACGAAAAGAGUAUACUGACCCGACAUAGUCGUUGUAGGAGCUGUCGUUGCGAUAGUGGUUGUUGGAGUCGUCGUUGUAGUGGCCGCGAGAGUGGUUGUUGGAGUCGUCGUUGUAGUGGCCGCGAGAGUGGUUGUUGGAGUCGUCGUUGUAGUGGCCGCAAGAGUGGUUGUUGGAGUCGUCGUUGUAGUGGCCGCGAUAGUGGUUACGAUAGUGCUCGCGAUAGUAGUGGUACCAGUAGUUGUAGACCCGACGAUUCUCUCUAG